This is a messenger RNA of Anopheles coluzzii, 3202 nucleotides long. RefSeq names its product 1-acyl-sn-glycerol-3-phosphate acyltransferase alpha-like. Lineage: Eukaryota; Metazoa; Arthropoda; Insecta; Diptera; Culicidae. Gene Ontology annotation, molecular function: 1-acylglycerol-3-phosphate O-acyltransferase activity. Bases 1138 to 1986 code for a protein of 282 amino acids. The record is from RefSeq and is a predicted model, not a curated record. Gene Ontology annotation, cellular component: endoplasmic reticulum; membrane. The transcript is spliced from 5 exons. Gene Ontology annotation, biological process: phosphatidic acid biosynthetic process.
CUUUUUUACUGCUGCUACUGCUACUGCCGUUGUCCGUGAGUGGAUAAAUAGAGCUGGGGGCUUGCAAAAAUAUACAUCAAAUGGUGUGAUAUAUGCGCGAGAGGACGGGGCUUGUGUGGUCAAGUGGACAAGCACAGACGACGGCGACAAUUUCUUUUGCUAACCAACCCCCAGCAGCGCAAUCAGCAUCCCAGGGAGAAGGAGGGUGGUUUUGUUGCCGCAUUUCUGCCGCGUUGCCUAUUGACGCGUCCGAGUUGCUAAUUUGCAUGCUGCCGCCGCCUGUGCUACCCCUCCGUGCUACCAGCGGACGCGAAACGGAAGCUUGAUCACCCAAAGCACGCACCAGCCGAAUUUGGAUGUGUCGCGCCAAGUCCACACCAUAGCACAGGACGCGGUGGCGCAAAGCAGCAGGCUGUGAAAAAUCGAUUAAUAUUUAAUCAUGGCAAAGAGGCGUGCGAGUGCGUGCAUGUGUGUUUGUGUGUAGGUACGUCACCAAUUCUGACAGCAAACUACCGGCAGGACGAGGAGACCUAGAGGACCCGUUAACGUCAUCGCCCGGUUGAAACACAAUAGAGAGCACUCCGAGAGUGUGAAGCCGAUGCAAAAGAAAAUGCAUCUCGAAUAGAGUUUGUGUGUGUGUGUGUGGUUUUGUGAUGAAUUGCAGUUCUUGCACGGGCUGUGAGGUGUACGUAGUGCAAAGAAACAGGAACAUCAUCGCGCCAAUCGUCGACUCAGUGAAUUGAUUUUAUUUCAAGUGCAAUUAAGCUUGAACAACGAGCGCGCUCCUCAACCGGAAACCGACUGCGACUCUCAGUGUCUCUCGCUCGCGCGCUCUCUCUGUGUACUCCAAACCCCUCACCGAUUUUGGUGGGACCGCAGACAGGCGGAACUGAUACCCCAAGAGUGCUGUGAAAGUGAAGAUUCUUGGUGUGUUGUGUGCUACUGUGUCUUGCGAACUUGUGCCGCUUCAACGGCGCGCCUACUGCCUGUGGCACAACGAAACGAAAGGAAAAGUGGGCAGCACGAUUAGACGAAGAACCAGUCCUAGCUAGGGCCACCACUAGGGCCGGCUUCUAACCCGACCCUGUUGCGAAGAAAGAACAAUCAACAAGAAGGCAGACAGACAACAGCAACAUCAUGGCGACGCUCGUGGAAGGAAUCAUGAUAGCGGCGAUGAACGUCUUCCUCAACAGCCUGUCGCUGCAGGUGGUGGUGGCCCUGAUCGUCGGCAGCCUGCUCUCGAGUACGUUCAAGUACCAUGCGAAAAUGUUUAUCAUCGUGCUGAUGUCGUUCCUGGUGCUGGUCGUCUCAAUUCCGCUGUUCCUGUUCAAGCCCCGCUGGCCACUGAAUGCGCUAAUUCCAGGCAUUGUGGCCUGUGCAUUUAUUCGCCUGUUCGGCGUGGAGUACGAAAUCCGUGGCCAGGAGCACAUUAACGUGCGGAACGGGGGCGUCGUGCUGCUCAACCACCAGAGUGCAAUCGAUAUCGUGAUGUUAUCGCGAUUGCUGCGCGAGUUCCGCAACAUCGUGCCGGUGGUGAAGAAGGAGCUGUUCUACAUGCUCCCGUUCGGUAUUGCCUCCUACCUGGUCGGGGUAGUGUUUAUCGAUCGCAAAAAUACCGCCUCCGCGAAGGACGUCAUGAAACGGGAAGCGGUCGCCAUUACCAAAGACCAUCUUAAACUGGCCAUCUUCCCCGAGGGUACGCGGCACGACAACGACACGCUGCUGCCGUUCAAGAAGGGCUCCUUCCACGUGGCGGUCGAUUCGCAAUCGAUCAUACAGCCGGUGAUUGUGUCCAAGUACCACUUUCUCGACCACAAGCGGAAGCGGUUCGGGCGGGGCCGGGUAAUCAUCAAGAUUAUGCCGGAAAUCCCGACCAAGGGCAUGACCAAGGCGGACGUGACCGAGCUGACCGAGCGCUGCCAGCAGCUGAUGCAGACCGAGUUCGAUGCGCUCAGUGCGGAGGCGAAACAGUACUGCCAUAACUGAGGAGCCUGGGCUGCAGUCGAGCAGAAGUGGGAUAUAUGGGGCAAUGCGAAAAGCAAUAAUAGUCGUACUUGUUGUUGUUGUUGUUGCGGGGACCAGUGCUGCCGGUGCAGCUAGUAGUAGCGAGUAGCACACAGGAAAAAAACACUCACCAAAAACAAAAAAUCAUUUGCCCGAGUGAGUGGAAACAGCACGGGCACGGGAAAGCCGGCUUGGUGGAAGAAGAGAGAGAGGAAGCAUUUUCGUGCGGUACUAAGCGAAGAGACAAUCUGUGAUCAAAUCCUGGUACUAUACUGGUCAUCAUAUUCGUGCUUCGCGGCGAUAUUAUCAAUGGGAAGGAUAAAACAAAACAAAAGAGAGAGAGGGAGAAAGCGGAAGUGGAUGCUUCGGGAUGGAACACCAAAAAAAAAACAAAAACAAAAAAAAAACAAAACUUAUCAUCAUCACACUCGGAAGUGUGUCCGAAAAUGGUUCCCGGCAGUUACUAUCAGACUCGUACCUGGUACCUGAGUACUUUCCUGAGUACGAUAAACAAUUUUUCAGUCGACACCAUCUGAAAGAUGUAGCGCAAGUGGAAAGGAAUAUUGAAGCGUCGUCAAAACAAGAUGCGCACGACAGGAAGGUAGACGCACUAAAAGACAGUACUAACAUACUAUACAUAUACAUACGGCAACAUCUGUAGCGCAUUGUGGGUAGUAGUGCUCUUAGCUAGUGGGUAGUGUAAAAACGACACUCAUUCGGUUGUUGUGUUUAUGUGCUAAAAAAACAAACGAGAUAAACAAUCAGAGGCAGGCAACAAACUGGGAAUAUUGUAACACGCGUCUAGCGCGCAUUUAAACGAACGAGUAGAGAUGUGGAGAAAGAGAGUGCAACACAGGAAAGCUGUAAAAUUCGAAUCACUGCUAGCCCGCGUUAGGUCGCGUCGUAGUAGAAGUCGCAAAACACAAAAGGAUUUGCCUGUGUGACUGCGUGUGUGUGUGUGAGUGUUUCUGAAACACGUGAUAUCCUCCUAAGAAAUCACGCCAAUUAUUUACGUUGUAGUGCAACACAAGCAACAAACAAACAAAAACAAAACAAGAGUAGAAGACAAACAACAACAGCAACCAAAUUAACAAAGUAAACGGUGAACGGGCAGCAGGAGGAACGUUCAACUUGUCUAGGACAAAGCGUUGUUUAGGUUGGAAAUAAAACCAGUAAUGGCUAAUUUUAGGAAACUACA